Molecule: messenger RNA, 1404 nt
Organism: Beta vulgaris subsp. vulgaris (sugar beet)
Lineage: Eukaryota; Viridiplantae; Streptophyta; Magnoliopsida; Caryophyllales; Amaranthaceae
Product: zinc finger protein 3
Exons: 1
Coding region: 348-1184 (278 amino acids)
Biological process (GO): negative regulation of abscisic acid-activated signaling pathway
Source: RefSeq, a predicted model, not a curated record
AAAUGGAGCACAUUCAUAUUCUAUGAGAAUAAUAUUAUAUAAAUAUGAUGAAUAGACUAGCCAUAGGUCCCCUUAGAUUAGAUAUAGGCAUAACGUGCAGUGUCAAAUAAAAAAAAGUAUGUGGAGUGAAUAAAUAAGUCUCUUGCUCUUAGAUCGACAUAGAGACACUCAAACCCAAAUACCCAAUACACUUAGUAGGAAACAACUUAAAAGUAAAACCUUUCUGUUCGAAUCAGAAGCAACUCCUCUCAGAUAUGGUUCAUCAGUUUCUUCAAUUCCACAGGCUAGGUAGAGUAUAACAUAAAAGAGCAGCAGGUAGAGCUACCACAAAAUCCAUUUCUAACAAAAUGGAACAAAUAGAGCUGGAACCAUGUCUUUCAGGAACAUCAAGUACCAUCUCUGCUGCACAAGAAGUUCUACCCCACACACACCUUUAUAGACAACUGCAUCAGCACCAUAAAGCAGGCAAAGAAGCUCAACUAGAAGAUCAAGAUCAGGAACAAGAGACAGUUUCCCAGACUCAAAUACCAUUAGAUUUCAUGAUAUCUAAUGAGGAUUCAUGCCAUGAAUUCAACGCGGAACUCAACCUCAUCGACUGCUUAAACGUAGGAUCAUCACAGAGUUCAUCAGAAACUCCCCAAGCCUCAGAGAGUGAGCCACGAGUUUUCUCAUGCAAUUACUGUCAGAGAAAAUUCUACAGCUCGCAAGCACUAGGUGGACACCAAAACGCUCACAAAAGAGAGCGGACGAUAGCAAAGAGAAACCAGAGAAUAGGAGCAACAAUAGCAGCAACAGCAGCAGCAUUUGGGCAUCCAUAUUUGCACCAACAACAUAAUUAUUCAAACAUUGCUUCCUUACCUCUACAUGGUUCUUCACCUAAUCGAUCUCUCGGAAUUCAGGUACACUCAAUGGCCCAUAAAACUCCUCCUAAUAUGACAAUGUCUUCUUCUGGAAAUGUUUACGGACAUCAUGGGUGGUUAAGGUUGCCUAUUGAACAACAACCCGCAGUAGGGAAGUUAGUGACGGAGACCUGCACAACUGCAGGACCAUCCUCGAGAGGUGGAGCUGGUAGAUUCAACAUAGUAGAUGAAGGAGUCACCAGUGGAGGUUGGUGGAGUGGAGACAGUACAAUCAAAAGUAAUUCAGAGGACUCUACAAAACUUGAUCUUUCGCUCAAGCUUUAAAAAUGUUAUUUUAUUCUACAGGAAUAUUUUCUUCUCUUUUUUUUUUUUCUAGAGUAGGAGUUUGCUACAAAUUACAAUAUGUUUGGGACAUUGUUAGCUUAAUUCUCUCUAUCCUUCGUGGGAUGAUAUCAUGUAAAUUUUCUAAUGACAAAGUAAAAUGAUUUUUCUUUCAAAAAAAUUUGAGCUUAAAUAUAAGAUCGUGGCUUGAGAGUUUCUAGUA